GAAAACUCGAUAGGGACUUCCUGUGGAUAAGUCCGUCCGAUGCUCAUCGGUAUUUUCCCGUUGAAGUUUGUGUUAUGCUGAGAGAGUCACUAGACAAGCCCAUGUAUCGGAGCGGAGAUCACGAUCGAAACCUGCCGUCCUGAACGGCCUAGAGAAUCAGUUUGGGAUACGUCGUCUCUGCUGUGUAUUGUAUGUGGAGUCGAUUCGCGAUCUAUUGAGAGCACUGCCGAACUUGAACUCUUUUCGUGCAGCUCGCAGCCUUUAGGAUUGGAUGUUUGCGGCUGUCGCAAAAGAAACUCUUCCUUCGGCCUCGUUUCGCAAAAACAACAUCUAAAGUUACAGAGAGCUUGAUGCACAUUUGGAUAAUUUCUCAAGUUAAAGACAAGGAAGGAGUAUAACGUUAGAGAGGAUUCGUUUCUGUCGAGUACCCAUUCAGACAACAGUGCAUUGCAUUGCAUUAUUGGGGCAUUGACACUUUCGACAGCCAUAGACUGUCCUAUCUUGUGCCCCUGUGUGGAAGCCGGAAGGCAAAUAACAAACUGACAAAAUGUCCAAGAAUAAGAUGCAUGGGAAGAACAAAAAUUUAUUGAACUUGACAAUAAUGCCAGUACCAGCUGAAUCAAAUGGUGGUGCGGGCCAGAAACCACAGACACAAUCUGCAACGUCUGCUGCAACAACAGAGAGAAACACCUCAGGAAUCAAAGUUGAUGCUCUGGCAAAGAAACUGAACAAUCUUGAUCUUAAUGGACCCCAAAGGAAACGUCUUGAGGAAUUCCUCACAAACAAGAAAAAGGUUAUGGAAAUAGGAGAAUUAACCAACGACCAAUUUGAUGUGCUUAAGGAACUCGGAGCAGGAAAUGGUGGUGUGGUGACAAAAGUGAAACAUAAGGCUAGCAGUAUGAUAAUGGCAAGAAAGCUCAUUAAACUUGAAAUCAAACCAGCAAUUAGGAAUCAGAUCAUCAGAGAACUUAAAGUGCUUCAUGAGUGCAAUUCACCAUACAUUGUGGGUUUCUUUGGAGCAUAUUACAGUGAUGGAGAGAUCUGUAUCUGUAUGGAAAACAUGGAUGGCGGCUCGUUAGAUCAAGUUAUGAAGUCAGCACCACAUGGAAGAAUACCAGAAAAUAUCCUUGGCAAGGUCACAGUUGCAGUGUUAAAAGGGCUUAGUUAUUUAAGAGAUGUUCACGACAUUAUGCACAGAGGUAAGUUAAUUAUUAUUUGUGGUGAAGUGAAAAAAGCCUCAUUUGGACAUGGUGUGGCAAAGAGGAAAAUUUUUGCUUUUCACCUUUUGGAUGGAACAGAACACCCUAUCAGCAAAUGCUGUUUUUUCGAAGGGGUCCAUAAACUUUGCAACUCCGGUUUGGGAGUUGUGAGGUUGAAAUUUGAAUUCAUGCCCAAAGUUGCCAAAAUGCCAUCCUAGGCCCCAUGAUAAUAAAGCUUAGUAGUUGAUUGUGGGGCUGGUUUCUUUAAUUGAUUGCAUUGAUUAUUGUGUUUGAUCAAUUGUGAAUAUCAGCCCGGUGUGUUGGCUCAAUUGGUAGAGCGUCCGUCUCACAAUCUGGAGGUCGGGAGUUCAAACCCCGGCUGCGUCGGACCAAAAGACGUGAAAAGAUGGGAGUUGCUACAUCGAUCAGGCUCUACACAGUGGCUGCCAGGCCAAUGAUUAAUUGGGCAAAGAGAAUUAUCAGAGUAUUUCUAUUUCAAAUUUCAUUUUGAAAAAUAAAACAUGGAUUUUCAUUUUCUUGAUCAAUGGCUAAGCCUAUGUUAAAGGCCCCUGAAGUUGGAAGAUACUGAUCAAUAUCGCUAUAAAUUGAAGUGUGAAUCCUUCUCAUCAAAUUAUCAAUAUUUGUGAGCUUUAUGACCAACACUUGAGAGUGUGUGGUUCAUAUUACACUACAUGUACUUCAUAUCCUGUAUGAUGAUUGGUUCAACUCGGAUCGUGUGACUAUAAACAGAUUCUAGCUCCGAUGUGAAUGAUGACAAAAAACGCCCAUGAAGAAAAUUUGCUUUGCCAAGGUGUCAAUUAUUGGAAGGUGAAAAAAAUAGUAAUUGCCAGUCCAACCUCGGAUAAAUAAUUCCCCACUAUUCUUUCUCAAAGCCUGAUACAUUUGUAUACUAUAAGAUUUUGAAAUUACCCCAGUGAUUUAAAAAAUAUAUUUUUGUGUUGCCAUGAGUCACUUACAUUGCGCACACUAUGCAUGGGACUGUACACAAAUAUUUGGCCCAGACAUUUGAGUUUUUGCUCAUACUUCUUUAAUAUCUUUUGAGCAACCCAACAGUUAUCUUGGCAUAAAAAUUAUGGUUAUUAUUCCCCUGCUCCCCUAAAAAAAAAAUCUUUUUUUUUGCGUUUUGGCUAGGAUCAUGACCAAAAUAGAUUUUCAUGUAAAUUAUCAAAAUAUAUUCACUAGCCCUGUCCUCUUUUUCUUCUACACCAUCCUCCACAUCAUAUUUUUUUAAAUUUUGAGGGGAUUAACUAAACUUUGAGAGACUUUAAUCUACUUGAUCCUGAAGUGAAAAUGUAUCAAAUUAUUCCUGUUCCAUAAAAUUAUGUGAAUUAAACAAAUUAUUUCUUCAAAUACAUGUAUGCCAAUCUCGUUUUUCAAUUAGCAUAAUUUGCUUUAAUGAUUAGAACCACAUAACGAGAUGUAUUUUGAAAUGUUUUGCAUCUCAUUGUGAUAUUUCUUGAGUUGCUUUCACCUUCUUUGUUUGAUGUGACUGAUUUUAAUGAAAGUGUUUCUGGCUUGGCCAGCAUGAUAUUGCUCGUUUGUAAGUGAUAUCGUGGGAAGUUUUCUUUCUCAUUGCCUGAAAUUCUUGAAUUUAUAUUUGGUCUGCUUUCACCUUGCCAUCCCAGAGAUUCCAUGGAUAAAAUUGUAAAAAUGAAAUGGAAAGAUACUGUGUAAGGUGAUGGAAUGAAAGCUGAAUUAAAUUGUGAUGUUUUCUCAGUCUGUAGAACCAAAAAAUAGUAAAAUAUUCAUUUCUGUAGAGCUAAAAUCUCUGGUUUUGCCUUCUCUCUACUAUGUGUGGUGUUACAAGAAGUGUAGGCAUAGAAUAUAACAAUUUCACUAUACAUGGUUUUCAUUUGUUACUAUGGCGAUCAGUACCUGUUGUAUCAACAACUUAUAUUGCCCAUUUUCUUUCCUCAUCUGAUGGAUGGAAAAUUUUACUAUUUUGUAAGAAUAUAUUUCAGAGUCAUUGUUUUUUCUGCUCCCACAUUACAUUAUGCACAUGGGACUGAUGUCAUUGAUUGAUGCUAUAGAAAGGGGGUGUAUUGUUUUAUUUAUAAGAAUGAAAUCAGAAGCAUGCAGGCUUGAUUUCACACUUUAGGCAUAUUCAAGUUCAACAGUAUUUGAUGUUGUGAUAAUGGUACCGGUAGUAAAAAUUACAAUGACUGUCCUUCAGUAUUCUGUACUUGUACAGUGUAUUUCUCAGAGAAUAAUUUUCCUCAUCCUUUGAACUACCACUUUGUUUUGAAUUUGUCUUACAGCUAGAAUUAUUAUUUUAGUUCUUUCUGGGGUUUGUUUUACUAGUGAUUUUUUUUUUAUUUGGUUUUACUAGUGAUUUUUUUUUUAUUUGGAGAUAAAAUAUUAAACAAUUUUCCUGAUGAAAUAACCCCUGUUAAGAUAUGGUGCCACAAGCAAAGUUCAAGAACUUUUAUAAAGCAUCUACAGAAAUUUAGUCAUGCUGACACAAUAAAAAUACAGGCUUGUCAUCCCUCGCCCCUUUUCUCUCUCUUUCUUCCAUUCUUUUUAUCUAUCUAUCUUUCUUUCUGUCUGUUUUUUUAAAUUUCAGUGUGUGCUGAUAUUUUGGACUUUACUGUCUCAAAGUUCUCGACCAUUAAUUCUAAAUUGGCUUUGAAAUGUUUUCUCAAACUCAAAUAGAAUUAGGAUGAUCCAUGAGUCAAAUAAUUGCCUACAUUAUUAUUUUAUUUAUAUUAUUUUUUUCAAACCAGAAUAUUGUUUUUUUCAAACCAGAAUAUGCUAUAAACAUUAACAUUGCCCAAGAAAGAUACAUGGUGUACCGUGAAACCUACUACACUAUUCUUCUUCGCCAUGGAAACCUUCAGAAGUUAGAACAUGGUGUAAUUUACAAGAGGCAAAUUUGUCAAAGUUCUGAGGUCCCAAUAGAUUUGACUUGGACAGAUUAAUAUGUAAACCCCCAAUCUAUUUAUAAAAUGUUUGAAACCAUGUUAUAAAUAUGGAAGUGCUUUCAUUUUCUUUACAAACUGAAGGGGCGUGUUCCAAAUUUUCAAAGAAUUUGUCACCGUCUUCAGUUAACAAGAAUGGUAUUUGUAGGUGUAUUAUAUGAUAUCAUUUAUAUCAAUAUCCAAACUCAGAUACGUAAUGCAGGUCAUUAAAAAUAAAAAAUGGGAAUCCGCCCCUACUUACUGUAACGGUAAACCUCUCAAUUCUACUCAUCCGCCCACGGACGAUCUCCAUCUUUAUAUCUCAUACAGUACUGUACAUCUAAAGGUCCACACAAAUGGGAACAUUCCAUUGAUUUUAUUGAAAUAGAGUUAGGAUGAUCCAUUAGUCAAAUUGCCUACAUUUUAUGUAAAAUAUAAGCAUUUUUUUUUCAAACCAGAAUAUGCAAACAUGAUUAAACAUGGUGUAAUUUACAAGAGGCAAAUUUGGUCAAAGUUCUGAGGUCCCAAUAGAUUUGACUCGGAGAGAUUAAUCUGCAAACCCCAAUCUAUUUAUAAAAUGUUUGAAAUCAUGUUAUAAAUAUAAUGGAAGUGCUUUCAUUUUCUUUACAAACUGGAGGGGCGUGUUCCAAAUUUUCAAAGAAUUUGUCACCGUCUUCAGUUAACAAGAAUGGUAUUUGUAGGUGUAUUAUAUGAUAUCAUUUAUAUCAAUAUCCAAACUCAGAUACGUAAUGCAGGUCAUUAAAAAUAAAAAAUGGGAAUCCACCCAUACUUAAUGUAACGGUAAACCUCUCAAUUCUACUCAUCCGCCCACGGACGAUCUCUAUCUUUAUAUCUCAUACUGUACAUCUAAAGGUCCACACAAAUGCUGGUACAUCUAGAUGCAUGUGCUAUCAUGGUUCAUUUUUACGUUUGCUUACAAAAGAUCAGAACUAAAUCUAAAAAAGAGAUUCUGUUUUUAUGAGUGGGAGUUUUCUGAUAAAGGACAGCAAGGGAAUGGGCUGGGGGAUUUACUUUAAUAGUAAGAUCUUUGGUAUGCAUAUUGCUUGUAUCCACCCACAUAUAUUUUCAAAGGCAUUGAUUAGAGUUGAAAUGUUUGUAGUUUAAAUUAAUUGGGUCGAGGGAUAAUUUGUUUCUUCAGUUUGACAUUUAUUGAUCUUACAGGGAUACUUGCAAAGCAACUCUUUUUGACAUGUGAAAAAAUAAGAUCCACUCCAAGAGUCCAUGUAUUAAUAAUAGUAUAAGGAUCAUUUUCAUCAUCAGAAAAUAGGGCAAGACCACUUUUCAAAGGGCACAACUUUAUAUUACAGCACAAACUGUAAAAGGGCUGAAAAAUUACCCAAGGGUGGUGAAAGGGGCAUUGAGGCCAAACAUUAAAGGACAAGUCCACCCCAACAAAAAGUUGAUUUGAGAAUGAAAAGAGAAAAAUCCAACAGGCAUGACACUUAAAAUGUCAUCAACAUUGGGUUGUAAAAUAAGAAAGUUAUGACAUUCUAAAAUUAUGCUUAAUUUCACAAAACAGUAAAUACGCACAUCCCGCUUGGUAUGCAAGUGAGGGAACUGAUGACAUCACUAACUAUUUCUUUGCAUUUUAAUUUGAAAAAAAUGAAAUAUUCUAAUUUUCUCCUCAUUUCCCUGUGAAACAAAGUUUUAUUUAUCCCAUAACUUGUGGAAUUACCAUUGUUUAACAUUUUAUGGUUCAGUUAAGUUGGCUCUUAUUGUCAAUCUGUAAAAAUUGAAAUAUUGUAGAAUUC
This is a messenger RNA of Lytechinus pictus (painted urchin), 5889 nucleotides long. Its product is annotated as dual specificity mitogen-activated protein kinase kinase 1-like. Gene Ontology annotation, molecular function: protein kinase activity; ATP binding. The record is from RefSeq and is a predicted model, not a curated record. The coding region runs from base 548 to 1417 and encodes 289 amino acids. Lineage: Eukaryota; Metazoa; Echinodermata; Echinoidea; Temnopleuroida; Toxopneustidae. Gene Ontology annotation, biological process: protein phosphorylation. The transcript is spliced from 5 exons.